Mya arenaria is the source of this 4105-nucleotide messenger RNA. RefSeq names its product melanotransferrin-like. The coding region runs from base 80 to 2401 and encodes 773 amino acids. The transcript has 13 exons. Gene Ontology annotation, cellular component: plasma membrane; early endosome; recycling endosome. The record is from RefSeq and is a predicted model, not a curated record. NCBI's taxonomy places the organism in Eukaryota, Metazoa, Mollusca, Bivalvia, Myida, Myidae. Gene Ontology annotation, biological process: iron ion transport.
ACGAGGCUAAUGUAAUGGCGGAAGUGGUGAUUCAGUACCUGUGAAUUUCAAACUAUUUUCCAUAACUUUAGCUGUAAACAUGAAGAGUAUACAUUGCUUGUUGUGUUUAACAAUUGUUUUGACUUUUUUUAUCGAAGGGAUAAAAAGUCAAGCAUUGCCAGAAGCAGCUUUAGCUAGAUGGUGUGUAACGACAGAAGCUGCAGAACAAAAGUGCAACGAGUUUGUCGAUGCAAUUCAAAUGGUGAUAGGGAAAGGGCAGCUUGCGCAGAAAGUCCGCAGUGUCUAUAAUGGACCAAAAGGUUACGACUUCAGUCAGAUGCCCCAGCUGUCUUGUAUUAGGGCUAACGACGAGUUUGAAUGCAUGAACUUGUUUGACAAGAAUGAAGUGGACCUUAUUACCUUAGAGGCCGGUCAGGGGUACUUUGCUGGACGAUUCCAUUCCAUGAGACCCAUCCUUGCUGAAAAAUAUGAUACAGUUCCUGGAGCGCCGCUGGAUUACUACGCUGUUGCUAUAAAGAAGACAGGAAGUGUGGUGGCAAUCAACAAUUUGCAGAACAAGAAUGCUUGUAUGCCUGGUAUUGGUACGGGUGCUGGCUGGGUAUACCCGAUAUCAUUCAUGUUGAAAGCGAACAUGAUGGAGGUGACGGAAUGUAACGCCAUUGUGAAGACGGUCACCAACUUUUACCAGCAGAUGUGUCUGCCAGGAGCACUUAACUCAUUCUACAAUCAGUUCGGAAACAACCCAGCCAGUGUAUGCGAGCUCUGUCGAGGCUCAGGAGAGGAAAAGUGCACGUCCAGUGACCCCCAUGCAGGCUUUGAUGGGGCCCUCCGGUGCUUGAACAAUGGAGGGGAGGUUGCUUUUGUCAGGCACGAUACCGUCAUGACUAAUGAUCCUGCCAGUGCAGAGAACUACCAGCUCGUGUGCUCAGACCUGACCUCAAGGGGCGUAGAUGAGUUUGAGAGUUGCAACUUUGGCAAAGUUCCCAACGACAUUGUGAUGACUACAGGCCUUAAAUCGGAUGCUGUUGUCAAGAAGCUCAAGGAAUUUCUGAUCCAAACCUCUGACUGGUUUGGAUUUGAUGGACCAUACAAGGCAAACUUCUCCAUGUUCACAUCGACAAGCGUUGACUAUUUGGAGCGUAAAAACGUGAUGUUUAACGAUGCAACCAAGAUGCUAGUAGAUGUCGGGUCGGAGAGGGACAGAUACUACACAUGGAUCAAUGACGAGUUCCGAUCAAACCUUCUCAAUCUGAACAUCUGUCCGAUCGAUGUGGUGCGACUGUGUGUGAUAUCUGACGCGGAGCGCGAGAAGUGUGAACGUAUGGUGGAGGUGUUUCGUGGGAAGGACAUCAAGCCAGAUAUGGACUGUAUACAGACCAGCAGCACCCUCGACUGUAUGAAGCUUCUCUCCACCGGAGACGCUGAUCUCUGCAUGCUGGAUGCUGGCGAUGUAUACAGGGCUGGAAAGCAAUAUAAUCUGGUGCCCAUUGCUGCUGAGGACUACGGAGACAUGACGGGUACAUACAAGGUCGUGGCAGCAGCCAGAAAACGUGACUUGUAUAUGACACUGUUUAAUCUCAAAGACUACCGUGCAUGUCAUGCGGGUAUUGGUCGUGGUGAUGGUUGGAUCAUCCCUCUUAAUAUCUACAUUGAGACUCAGCAGUUCAUCCCGGCACAAUGCACCAUCUUCAACAAUCUGGGUGAGCUGUUUUCCAGGAGCUGCAUUCCUGGUGCCCUGGAUGAGGAAUACAACCCAAGUGGGAAACCAGUCAAUCUGUGCGAGGCAUGUCAGGGUGGAGGAUACAGGAAGUGCAAGCGUAACAGCGACGAGCUCUACUAUGGCGCCACUGGAGCAUUCAGAUGCCUCACUGAAUUGGGUGGAGACAUUGCCUUUGUCCAUCAUCUGACUGUGGGGGACAACACUGAUGGUCGAAACCAGGCAAUCUGGGCUCGUAAUCGCCGCUCGGACGACUACGAACUACUGUGUAAGGAUGGAACGAGAACCAGCAUUGUGAACUGGGCCAACUGUUACCUGGGGGAGGUGCCGGGGGCUGCGCUCAUGACGAGCGGGUUCGUCACGCAGCAACGAAGAGACAUCUACUGGAACAUCUUCAGCUACGGACAACAAUUCUUCUCUUCAGAUAUUGACGGUGACUUUCACAUGUUUGACUCAGGGCUAUUCUACACAGAUCUGAUCUUCACUGAUGAAGCUGUCCGCCUUAUUCCCGUCUCACCGGAGCGUCAGAACUACAAGGACUACUUGGGCUGGGACUUCAUUAACCAGAUCCACAAUCUCGAUGAAUAUCAGUGCGUCCCUGUGCCAGGAAGUUCCUCAAUCUUCCACCCUAGUUACACGCUCAUUUUGGUUGCCAUGGCAAUAUAUUCUUUGUUUUCGUCAUAGUGAUACUCUUGUGACAUAUGUUUACAGCAAUUACUGUUGUGAAUAUUAACAUUUUGUAAAACAAAAAAGAUUUUGGCAAUAUUGAACAGAAUAAUGGAAGAGAAAUUUUGUGGAAAAAUUCUGUGGAGAAUUUUUUGAACAAUUCUCUAUUUGUGUACAAGAAUAUUUGUCCAAACAGUUUGUCUUUCUAUCAUGACACAUUAGGUUACCAGCAGACCAGUAGUUCUUGGACACUUUUUGAGUUCUUUAUUUUGAAGAUAUCUGAAUAACAUUUUCUUUAUAAUAAAUGCCAGCUCAUUUUCUAUUCAUUAAAUGCAAAAUUAACUGGAGUAAAACUGGUUGUAUGGUAAAGAAGUUGGCAUUUUGUUAAUAGUGAUCAAUUUUUGGUAUUUAAUUAAAAAUAAUCCUUAUCUGUUGGAAAUUGUUGGCACAUACAUAUAAGUUUAUUUAAAAUAAGAUGAAAAUCACGACUUUCCAAGAACUACUACUGUCAGAGAAUGUCACGCCUACUGGAAUGUCUUCUGGUGUACACAGUUUAAAAAUGUGAAUUUUACAAUGACUUUUCAUGUGCAUAAAAUGUACAACAUAUCAGUCUCCAUGUGGUUAUAUCAUUCCAGAAUUGUUGUGAUUAUAUAAUGGUGUAUAUACAAAUAUGUAUAUUUAGAAUUAUUUUUAUACUGUACCAUGGAUAAAGUUUUUAAAGUGCUCAUACUUAUAUUGUUAUGCAGUUAAUAACUUUAUUGUUUUGAAUAUUAUUUUAUAACUUAUGUACUUUAAUGUUAUUGAUGUCAACUUUUUAAUACAUGUUUUUACAGGGUGGUUAAUAAUUAAAAAUCAACAAAGGAAAACAUCAGUUUAAAGGUAUAUUUUGAGGAUGUAAGUGAUUCUGGGCACUCUUUUUUUAGGUAAUAGAUAAGGCUUUUAUAACAUUUGUUUCGAAUAUUGUGUGUACUGUUGUUGACUGUAAAGUCGAAUUUGAAUGUUGCAAUACCGGCAAAAAAAACUGUAAAUAUGUAUAUACAUCAUUUGUACAAUUUUCAAAACAUUCCCGAAGUUGAAAUGAUUUUUGUGCAUCAUUUACUACUGAAAAGAAAUUUGGUAUACGAAGGACACAAACUUUUUACAAUGAAAUUUAUGAUGCAACAAUUUUUGUUUAUAUAUUCAGGAAUAAGGAUAAAAGAAACAAGUUCUAGUUGAGCAAUAUAAGAAAAACAACAUUAAAUUAUAGUAUUUAUUAUCCAUAUGCAAUUCCCAUUCAUUUUUGCAUACAAACAACUUUCAGUAACAAAUUAUGCUCCUUAGACCAAAAUCAUGAAGAAUAUUAUAUCAAUUCAUUAGGGCUAUUCCAUUUAAACAUAUAACCCCCCCCCCCCCCGGGGGGGGAAAGCACUUUUUAAUUAUACCACCCCCCUAGAGAAGCCAUUUUACCCUAUUGGGGUCCAAAUCAGCGAAAAAAGACACCCACCCAUAUACUUUUAAAAUAAUUGCUUUCCCCCUGUGUGUGAUAUGUUUUACUUGAAUAGCCCUUAUUUACUUAUUUCACAUUCCUGUAUACAUAUCUUUUACUUUGUACAUAUCAUAUUGAUAAUACAUGUGACAUGUCCUUGAAUUAGAAUAUCAUUUCUCUUCUGUGUAUCCCUUUAUUCAUUAAUCUACAUUUUCUACACUCAUUUUUGUAAAACAAAAUAAAUAUAAAAUACUCUC